Messenger RNA from Acanthosepion pharaonis, 600 nucleotides. Lineage: Eukaryota; Metazoa; Mollusca; Cephalopoda; Sepiida; Sepiidae. The record is from the annotation of a GenBank genome assembly.
AUGAGAUGGGAAAAUUCAAGAGAGCUCACAAAAACGGACUUGCAAAAGUUUUCAGCAAUCUCACCUUUAUUAGUUUUCUCUUUUCAAUGCUGUUGCAAAUAUUUUUUCACAAGGGCAGCAAUUUCUUUCUGCAUGUCUUCUUCCAGAAAUGAAGAGGCUCAACAUAUUUCCAAGUUUUUAUUUAUUUUUUUCACUUUUGUUUAUCUUUCUUUAAUAUCAAUAUUCUUUCAUAUUUCCCUUUCAUUCUUUGGUUUAAGAUUCAUUCAUAACAAUGUUUCCAUUAUUUUCCUCUUUUUUUCUUUCUUUCAAAAAUCUUCUUCUUUCUUCUCAACUUCUUUCUUUUUCUUCCUUUCUUUUAAUUCAAACUUUUUUCUUUCUUUCCUUUUUUGCAAUUUUCUUUUAGUCUUUUUGCUGUUUGUUUUGCAUAAUUUUUCAUGCAAAUACUUUCUUCUUCCUUUUUAUUCUUAUCCUUUCUUCCUUUUCAUCUUAAAUUUUUUUCUUUUUUUCUUUUCUUUCCUUUUUAAUGUCUUUGUUUAUUUUUUCACUCGACUCUUUUCUUUUUCUCCCUUCUUUCUUUUCAUAUUAACAUUAAUCAGGUGA